AUGCCCCCGAAGAAGGCUGUCGUCGAGGAAAAAAUUCUGCUGGGCCGGCCCGGCAACAACCUGAAGAGUGGCAUUGUCGGUCUUGCCAAUGUUGGCAAAUCAACGCUUUUCCAGGCCAUCACCAAGAGCGACCUAGGCAACCCGGCCAAUUUCCCUUAUGCUACGAUCGACCCCGAGGAGGCGCGCGUCAUCGUGCCGGACGAUCGCUACAACUGGCUGGUUCAGAAGUACAACCCCAAGUCGCGUGUUCCUGCCAACUUGACUGUGUAUGAUAUUGCCGGUCUGACGCGCGGCGCUUCUACGGGUGCUGGCCUGGGCAACGCUUUCUUAUCGCACAUUCGCUCCGUCGACGCCAUCUUCCAAGUUGUGCGGUGUUUCGACGAUGCUGAGAUUAUCCACGUUGAGGGUGACGUGAACCCGACGCGGGAUCUUGACAUUAUCAGCGAGGAGCUGCGGCUGAAGGACAUUGAGUUUGUCGAAAAAGCUCUGGAGAACCAGAAGAAGAAGACCCGGCAAGGUGGCCAGAGUUUGGAACAGAAGAAGGCGCGCGAGGAGGAGGCCACGAUUGAGAAGAUCUUGGCAUGGCUGAAAGACGGCAAGGAUGUCCGGAAGGGCAACUGGACGCCCAAGGAGAUCGAGGUCAUCAACCCUCUGUUCCUCCUGUCGGCCAAGCCUGUCGUCUACCUCGUUAACCUGUCCGAGAAGGACUUUAUCCGCAAGAAGAACAAGCACUUACCCAGUGUCGCGGCGUGGAUCAAGGAGCAUGCUGAUGGCGACCCGAUCAUCCCCAUCUCUGUUUCCUUCGAGGAGCGUUUGACCCGCUUCGAGACGGAGGCCGAGGCCGCUGAGGAGGCUAAGAAGCUUGGCGUCGAGUCCGUCCUGCCAAAGGUUAUCCUGCAGAUGCGCAAGGUCCUCAACCUGGGUAGCUUUUUUACUGUCGGCCCCGACGAGGUGCGCCAGUGGACCAUCCGCAAUGGCACCAAGGCGCCGCAAGCAGCUGGUGUCAUCCACACGGACUUUGAAAAAACGUUCAUCCAAGCCAUCGUCUACAACUACAAUGUUUUGCAUGAGCUGGGCGACGAGUCUGAGGUCAAGGCCAAGGGCAAGGUUAUGACCAAAGGCAAGGACUACGUUGUUGAGGACGGCGACAUCCUGCUCAUCAAGGCCGGUGCGGCCAAGAGCUAA
Messenger RNA from Sporothrix brasiliensis 5110, 1185 nucleotides. RefSeq lists its product as uncharacterized. The transcript is spliced from 2 exons. Gene Ontology annotation, cellular component: cytoplasm. The coding region runs from base 1 to 1185 and encodes 394 amino acids. NCBI's taxonomy places the organism in Eukaryota, Fungi, Ascomycota, Sordariomycetes, Ophiostomatales, Ophiostomataceae. The record is from RefSeq and is a predicted model, not a curated record. Gene Ontology annotation, molecular function: ATP binding; ATP hydrolysis activity; GTP binding.